Messenger RNA from Nerophis lumbriciformis (worm pipefish), 16324 nucleotides. It is a transcript of the gene kmt2d, whose product is annotated as lysine (K)-specific methyltransferase 2D. Lineage: Eukaryota; Metazoa; Chordata; Actinopteri; Syngnathiformes; Syngnathidae. Gene Ontology annotation, cellular component: nucleus; MLL3/4 complex. Gene Ontology annotation, molecular function: protein binding; transcription coactivator activity; histone H3K4 methyltransferase activity. The record is from RefSeq and is a predicted model, not a curated record. Gene Ontology annotation, biological process: positive regulation of transcription by RNA polymerase II.
UAAAUCCAUAAGUGUUAGCUGGAGGAGGAUGGUGAACGGUGUAAGUGUGCUGGGUGAGGAAUAGAACUGGUUCUCAGCUCCCUGGCCACAAGGCCGGAGUGGUGCUCUGCCUGCUAACCCCACCGCCGUCCGUGUAGUCGAGAAGCUCGCAGCACAAAACGCACAGCUUGCCUUCCGCCGACGUGCACUUCCCCCACUCUCCCUCCAGCCGGCUCGCCGCAGCGUUAGUCCGGUACAUAAAAUGAAGCGACCAUCAGCAUUACGGGAAGCUGUGUGGCUCUUUGGAUGUUGCUGAUGUACGCGGAGACGAUAUUGUUUUCGUAAGAUCUCUGUCAAGGAGGUCAGAAUCAGCUUGGGGGAUGGACGAGCAGAAAUCAAACUGCGAAGAGAGCGAGUCUGAGCCAACAGCUGAUGACAAUGCUGCUGUUAAGCAACAUGCCUCCUCUGAUGGCGAGGCCCAAGCUCUUCCUGCUGCUGAGGAUGUGUCCGGUGCUACUGCAGCCUCUUCAACUACACCUAUAAAGAGCGUGAGGGCUUGUGCUCUUUGCAACUGUGUGGAGCGCAGCCUUCAUGGACAACGGGAACUGAGGCGCUUUGGGCCAACAUUGGAACGAUCCACCCUCCAGCCAUCAGCUUUACCUCUGCCCCAGCCUGGAAAUGAUGAUUUGUCUUCCAUUGGAUUUUCGAAUGCCCCUUCUGUGGCAUCACUCUUUGAUGACUCAGGGGGUUGUUGGGUUCAUCACUGGUGUGCGGUGUGGUCAGAAGGAGUUAAACAAAUGGAUGAUGGCGAGUUGGAGAAUGUGGAUAAGGCUGUUAUCUCAGGGACGCAGCGGCUUUGUGAAUACUGUAAAAGGCUUGGGGCAACCAUUCGUUGCCAUGCUGAGGGCUGUUCAACAUUUUACCACUUUCCAUGUGCGGCAGCGAGUGGGUCCUUCCUAUCUAUGAAGCAGUUGGCCCUUCUCUGUCCACAGCACAUAGACAAAGCAGAAGAGCUGGCAGGAGAAGAAGCUUGGUGUGCUGUGUGCGACUCGGUGGGAGAGCUCACAGACUUGCUGUUCUGUACGGGUUGUGGCCUCCAUUAUCAUGCGGCCUGUUUAGAGAUUGGAGCUGCGCCCAUCCAGCGGGCAGGAUGGCAGUGCCCAGAGUGUAAAGUGUGCCAGACUUGCAGACAACCAGGCGAAGACUCCAAAAUGUUAGUAUGUGAUGCCUGUGAUAAGGGCUACCACACUUUCUGUCUCCAACCAGCCAUGGAUUCUCUCCCUACAGAUCCAUGGAAAUGCAAAAGGUGUCGUGUCUGUAUGGGGUGUGGGGUCCGUGGACUCGUGGUGCCAGGUUUGGCUCAGUGGUUUGACAACUAUGCUGUGUGUCAGGCCUGCCAGUGUCAGCGUAGCUCGGUGUGUGGCGUCUGCAGCAAAGCUGCAAACCCACUUGUUGCUCUUCAGUGCUGCAGCUUAUGUCACAGGUGGGUGCACAGUGAGUGUGCUGUACCUGGUGAGCUCCUAGAAGUAAAGAGCGUAUGCCUGCUAUGUAAGGAGGAUCGUCAUCCGCAAGAGCAUCUCACUGAGGGGUACAUGGCGCUGACGCAAACUGCAGAGGCAGCUGAUGAGGUUGAGGCUGAAGGACAGAUGCAGUUGGUAGAGAUGAAAAUCCAAACAGACAUGACGAUGGGAGAGCAGAUGGACGUACCUGAGGAGACACAAAGCCAGGGAGAUGCAUCAGAGAUGAGGGCUGAAGAAGCAACACCAAUGGACCUAGAUGGAGAGUGCUCAACAGAACAAGGUCCCUCUUGUGUAUCUGCUGAUGAAAGGAGAGCAGAGAAGGCAGUGAGCCAGGUGAUCCAAGCUGACUCUCUGCAGUAUUCUACUGCCGAGAGACUGUCCCAAAAUCCUGAAUCAGAAGCUAAGCACCAGGGCCCUGAAAAUAGGGAGAAGGUGGAGUUGUUCAAGUCUGGUUCUGAACCAUUCAGUAAGACUCUGUCAAAGUUCUCAUCUUCUCAAGCAUAUGUGGCGAAAAAACAGCAUGCACCUCUCUCGGAUGAGCAGAACAAACGCCAGCAGUCGUCUUUUCAUCUUUCUUUAUCACCAGUCACUCGAGAAGGGCCUUCUACUGUAAACAUGGAAGAGCGGCUACUUAAUCACUCUGAAGAGGAGGACGAUGAAGAUGACGAUGAGCAAAUGAAAGAAGAAGUGCACGAUGUGGAAAUAAAACAAGAACCACAGGAGCAUGAGGUUAACCCGCAGUCACUGCUGGAUGAGUUGUCCAAUAUGAGCCACGGAGAUGAGAGUAGCAGUGGCUUCUUGGGCUCUCCCGGAGAACCGGAUCAUCAACUCUCCAUGGAUCUUAUAUCGGCUUCCCGCUGUCACACUGAUAACCUGCUCACAGAAACAGAUGACUCGCUUCCCUUUGAACUCUUGCAAAGUGACGGAGAGAAGGUGAAACGUCGGGGAUCCCCCGGACGCUCACGGGUCAAACAGGGUCGAAGCAAUAGUUUCCCUGGGAAGCGGCGGCCCAGAGGGGGCGGUGGAGGCAGAGGGCGCGGCGGGAGGUCUCGCCUCAAAGCUAUGGCCUCUUGCAUUGAUGCCUUUUUGCUUAGCAUGACCACAGACACUGGAAUAAGUAAAGAGGAGGAGGAGGAGGAAGAUGACACCAUGCAGAACACAGUGGUUCUUUUCUCAAACACCGAUAAAUUUGUUCUGCUUCAGGAUAUGUGUGUUGUUUGUGGCAGUUUUGGAAAGGGUGCAGAGGGGCAGUUAUUAGCUUGUGCACAGUGUGCUCAGUGUUACCAUCCUUACUGUGUGAACAGCAAAAUCACCAAAAUGAUGCUCCGCAAGGGCUGGCGCUGUUUGGAAUGUAUUGUGUGUGAAGUAUGUGGAAAGGCUUCCGAUCCUUCCCGUCUGCUGCUUUGCGAUGACUGUGAUGUCAGCUAUCACACUUAUUGCUUGGACCCGCCCCUACACACAGUACCCAAGGGCGGUUGGAAAUGCAAAUGGUGUGUGUGUUGUGUACAGUGUGGCUCCAACUCACCAGGUUUCCACUGCGAGUGGCAGAAUAACUACACACACUGUGGCCCCUGUGCCAGCCUCGUUGCUUGCCCAGUAUGUAGAGAGAACUUCAUGGAGGAGGAGUUGCUCCUGCAGUGUCAGCACUGCGAUCGAUGGGUCCAUGCCGUAUGUGAGAGUUUAUACACGGAAGAUGAAGUGGAACAAGCUUCUGAUGAAGGCUUUGCAUGUACAUCUUGCAGCCCGUAUGUUCCAAAACCUGUUGUUGAGUCUUCCUUUAUGGCCUCAAUAAAGAUCAAGGAGCCAGAGCCUCAGUUCUACCGGUUAGAGGGUGUUUGGCUGACCGAAUCAGGGAUGUCCCUGCUACGAACCAUAUCCAUGUCCCCUCUGCUAAAGAGACGUCAGCGGCGCUCCCGUCUUGGCACUUUGUGUUGUGAAGGUGUCCCAGAUGGAAUGGAUGUGAGGGAGGAAGGAGAAGGGGAAGAAGGAAAAGUCUGUGGGGAGUCUAUGGAUUGUGACACUAAAAUGGAGAACCCCGGGAGCCCUGACAGAGAAGGUGGUGCUGAUGGAGGUGCAGAUGGCGGGGCUGAAUGCGAAGGUCUCAAAGGGGGGGUGGAGGAUAUGGAAGAUGGAAAAAAAAGAAAACGCAAACCUUACAGGCCUGGAAUUGGAGGCUUCAUGGUGCGACAAAGGAAGUGUCACACACGAUUGAAGAAAGAAUUUUUCGCCCAGCUGGCUGGAGAAACUACUUUAGAUGGACAGCCAAUAGAGAGAACCAUCGAAGAAGGACCCCAUCCUGACACGGAUAACAUCAUGGAUCCUAAAGCAUUGGAUGGUGAAGAACAGGCCAAAAAACGUCGGGGUCGAAAGAAAAGCAAACUUGAGGACAUGUUUCCAGCAUAUCUCCAGGAGGCAUUCUUUGGAAGGACGCUUAUUGACUUGAGUAAGAAGGCUGUAAUGACCCUCCCCGGACAGAAGCCAGUCGCAUGCCUUCUUCAACCCUCGUUACCAGCACCAUCAGGGAUCCAAAUGAAUUCCUCAGAAAAUGUGGCCAAGGAUCGUAUAAUCAAGCAAGAGGGAUGUCAGGCCCCCCAUGCUCAGGGAGACUGUGCAGUCUUUGCACCAUCCUCAUCACUGAAGGACCUAGGGUCCACUGAUCCUCCUGACUCUGAUGCAGAAAAAAGUGAAGGUCUUCCACGAGGGGUAGAAAAUCAGGAUUCUGAGCAGUUUUUCAGGAAGGUUCUAGGAGUGUCAGAAGGCUCCACCUUGGAGGGUAUGAAGCCCAUCUCAGAGGGCAGUAAGGGGGAACUUAAUUGUAGCGCUCUGCCACAAAGAGCUCUCCUCUCAGGGUCUCUGCCUUCAGCUGGAGUUAUGGAUGCUUUCCCUGGCCUGUCACAGUCCCCAUUCUUCGACAUGCGGGACAAAGGAGGGAUGUUUAGUCCAAAUGGGGGUGAGGAGAGCCCCUGGGCUACUCCUUCUACCCCAGUGACCCCUUCCUCCCCACCAACCCCCACUGAGGCAGAAGGUGACGGACUGUCCUACAACCAACGCAGUCUCCAGCGAUGGGAGAAAGAUGAGGAGCUGGGAGAGCUAUCAACAAUUUCUCCGGUGCUUUAUGCCAACACCAACUUUCCCACUCUCAAACAGGACCACCCAGACUGGGCAAGUCGCUGUAAACAAAUCAUGAAGAUCUGGAGAAAAGUGUCAGCAGCUGACAAGGUUCCUUACCUGCAAAAGGCCAAAGAUAACAGAGCAGCUCAGAGGAUCAACAAGGCACAAAAGCAGGCAGAGAGUCAGGUGUGCAGGCCAGUUAAGACAGAGCCAGUGCGAAUUAAAGGGGAAAGACCCAGUUUACACCUCCAUAUCCCACCGCCUUCAGGAUCUACGUCCAUCUCGUCUCAGCCAAGCUCAGCAGAGAGCCCAUAUCCCUUCCCCCCAGAUUCAGGUUCUUCCUCUGUCUUUUUCUCAGAUGGUAUCGCAAAGACCCCAGGAUCAGCCGAAAUCCAUACAGAUCCUUUUGCCAAGCUCCACCCUCAGUCACCCCGUUCUCAUUCCCACCCACCAACUCCUUUAACCUAUGCCGGGGCUAGCCCCAUACAGGCCUCCUCCUCAGGUUAUACUGCUUCCGGCCCACAGGGUCUUCCUCAGGGACGGCCAGCCAGUCUUGGCCCCUUUGACAUGCAACCAGGGACUUCUGGAACCUCCAGGCGGGCUCAGCAGGUUGACCCCUACUUUAGAUCACAGCUACAGCAACAACAAGGUCAUUCAUCACAAUCUCAGCAAGGCUCUCAAGAGUCCCUUACACCUCUACAAAGUCCUCAUUCAAGAAGUGCUGCAAUUGGUGGAGAGUCACCCGUUUUCUCACCGCCCCAUAACACACAUUAUGGGGACCCUCAAAGAACUCAACAAGCCAUGGGGCAGACAGAGUACGGUGCAUCCCCAUUAUCAUCUGCCUCCUCGCCUGCAGGCCCAGGCCAGUACAGGGCUGACAUGAGUGCACCUUCUCCUCGCUCCAAUAAUGUUGGAAGGCCUGACCUUGCCACUGGCUCUCCUGUUGGGAUGCUGGAGUCUGGGAAUGGAUAUUUUAAGGCACCUAUGACACCACGAAUACAUCAAGGGGAAGGUGGUGCACUUCAUCCUGGAGCCUCCCCAAGCCAUCCUUCCGAAGGUUACAGGCAGUCUCCAUCUCACUCUUUCUCUGAUGCCCACGUUCAGUCUCCAUUAGCUCCCAAGUUGCAGUCAGGUGACAAUUGUUCUCUUGGACCCCAGAGACACAGUGUAACUCAACAAGAAAUAUGCCCUAGAGUUCCCUCCAGCCCACAAUCCCAGGGCAGCUGUCAGUCUCCUCACACUCCAGGUGGACUCUCAAAUGAUGCAUAUUCUGCCCAGUCCCCUUUAACGCCACGUUUCCAGUCCCCAGAUCACUGUUCUCAGCCACCUUCAAGGCCACAAUCAAGAGAUCCUUUCACAACUAUCCAAAAACCACCUCGCCCAGCGUCUGGUUGCCCAGAAGGAAUUAUAAGUUUUAAAAGCUCACCUAAUCCAAAUCAGCCACCUCCCUCACAUUCCAACAGUGGUUCCAUGGGGGAUCCUGUCACUUGCAAACCUUCAGCACCAUUCAACCCUAGUACAGGAACAAUUCAGAUACCCCAACAGCAGGGUCACAUGGUUCCAGGUCGGCCACAGCAAACUACUGUUGCGGACAGCCACAGCUCGAGGCAUAUACCUACAUCUGGAUCUCAAGAACUGUCAGCUCUCCGCCCUCAAGAUGCGCCUCAUCAGACAACCUUGCCAGGUACUCAAGAAAUGCCUGAUGUGUCAGCAGUUCAAGAUCCAGCACUAGUGGGCCUUAGUCCCUCUGAACUGGAGAAACACAGACAGCGUCAGAGAUUAAGAGAAUUCCUAAUCAGACAACAAAUGCAGCGUAACACCAUUCGACAAGAAAAAGAGGCAGCUGCAGCUGCUGCUGGCAAUGCAUCAUCCCCUGGAUGGCAAGGAGGAGAAAUUGGUGCAUUUCAACAAGACAAGACACACAGAGCACCACCACCUUAUCCACAGGAACGUGUUGCAGUUACAACUGCGGGAGCUCAGGCCUCCAUUAUAGGGAAGAUGCCCAUUAAUGCUAGUGGGAUGGGGGACAAGCUCAUUCGACCACCGGCUGCAGGAACCGCAGCCAUCAUGGAUCCUAGUACUCUAAGGCCACCAGGGCCUCCCAGGUCGCAGGGUAUGUUUCCUCGUCCACCUUUCCCUCUUCAGUGGCAGGGUCAAGCUGCAGGACCAAGGAGAUUCCCCCAUCCUAAUAUGGAGGCUAUGGCCAUUAGGCACAAUGUAAACUCUGCUGUGAAUAUUCAGGGUCUGGAAGGCAUUGGUAACCCUCACACCAUGAUGCCAUCAUCACAUGGAGGAGAGAAUAUGCAACCAUUAAGCCAAGCACCUCCACCACAGUUCAUUGAAUUAAGACACAAUUCGCAGAGGCUACCACUUAGACCUCAGUUUAUGUCUCGUGGACCUCAGCCCAGACAGCGUCUUUUUGUCCCACAAGAGAUGUCAGCACCAUACAUUCAACAGCAUCCAAUAGUGCCAGCUGGUGCUAUUCAAUCACAGGGGAACAUCAAUUCACAGUUGGGGUUACAGCAGAGUGAACUUUCAGCUUUAUUACCUCAGCAGCUUACAGUCACAGGAACACAGCAGCGCCAGGCAGGAGCUUCAACUUCCAACAUUCCUGCCUCCAGACACCGUCAGCUUUCGCAAUCAAGCCUGGUCACAGAAUCCCAAACUGGUAUAGUAGAACACAAUGAGGAACUACCAGAACCUGAUCUCGAGACCCUUGGGGGUGCCCCUGGGGAUGGAGGUGUCGAAGAUGAGGAGGAUUUAGGUCUUGACCUGGACCCAGACAAAGGAGAUGAUGAACUGGGAAACCUAGACAACCUGGAAACCAACGAUCCACAUUUAGAUGACUUGCUUAAUAGUGAUGAAUUUGACCUGCUUGCUUACACUGACCCUGAAUUAGACCAAGGAGACCCAAAGGAUGGCUUUUCAGACCAGCUGCGCUUGGUCGAAGCUGAAAGUGAAACCCCUUCAUCAUCCUCUGGCUCUGCACUUGUCAAAGUAGAAGAUAAACCCAAGUUGGAAUCUGAGCACAAGUCUGUGUCAACGCCAGCGUCUCCAGGCAGAUCUGCUACCCAACUACAAUGCUCCUCUGAUGCUGUUGGUAACACCAAGAUAAAAGUGGAGUCAAGAUGUCUCACUGCUCAGCUCCAGUCAGGACAGACUGCUGUAAAAGAUGAAAUGGUAGAGGCUGUAUCUCUGCUCCUUAGUGGAAGCAGAGCGAGCACAGCACAGCAAGAAAACCAGGCGGCUUCCCUCAGUUCUGUUCGAUUAGGGGGGCUUUCAUAUCCACUGCAAGGCCAAGAUGACCCCUUGCCUUUUUCUACAGCUGCUCCUCAUGCAGAUAUUGGUGAUGAUCCACUUGGGUUGCCCGAUGUUGGAGGACAGCAUUCUGCUGCUGUUGAUUUGGCAAAGGUAGAGAGCUCGUUGGAUGGUGAGCUGCCUCUCUUAAUACAAGAUCUGUUGGAACAUGAGAAGAAGGAACAGCAACAGCAGCUACAGCUUAAUUCACUUCACCAGGGAGGCGUUCCACCUCAUUUUCCGUGCGUUCCAAAUCAACAGUCAAACCCACAUCUUCCUGGACAGUUAAUGCUGCCACACCACCGUCCACCACCCCAAGCAAUGAUGGCCCAGUCAGGAAUAGUGCCCCGUCCUCCACACAUGCUGCAACAACAACAAAGGCUUCUGGGACCUGGAAUGGUGCCACCACCUCACAUGACCAUGGGCCAGCAGCAAGCCGUCGUUAGAAUGGGGCAGCCAGGAAUGCAUGCAAGUCUCAGUCAUCCACAGCAGCAACCUAUGGUGAAACAGUCACCGGUGGCCAACAAUUUCUUCCCAGAUAAAGAUUUAGACAAAUUUGCUUCUGAUGACAUAAUGGAUCCCAUUGCCAAGGCAAAGAUGGUGGCUCUUAAAGGUAUUAAGAGAGUGUUGGCCCAGGACCCAAUGGGUGUUCCUUCUGGUAUCAACAGGCAACAAGUUUCUCUGCUUGCUCAGAGGCUGUCAUCUGCUCCAGGCACAGAUCCAGGCCAAAUUUCAUCUGGGCCGCCAAAAGAGGAACCAACUACUGAUGCCACCCAGUCAAGACCUAACCCACCACAAUUUGUGCAAGGAAUCAUCAAUGAUUCAGAACAGCACCAGUAUGAGGAAUGGCUUCUUCACACUCAGCAGUUACUCCAAAUGCAGUUAAAAUUUCUGGAAGAACAAAUUGGAGUUCAUCGUAAAUCUCGCAAGGCACUGUGUGCCAAGCAGCGCACGGCAAAGAAAGCUGGCAGAGAGUUGGCUGAGGCAGAUGCUGAGAAACUCAGGUUGGUCACGGAAGAACAGAGCAAAAUUCAGAAACAGCUUGACCAGGUACGCAAACAGCAGAAAGAGCACACCAAUCUCAUUGCUGAGUAUAGAAGCAAGCAGCAGCAGCAGCAGCAAGGUUCAGGUCUUGUUGCUCCUGGACAUACUGCGCAGGGGCCCCCACUUCACAUGUUUCCCAAGUUACCUGGCCAGAUGAUGAUUGGCCAACAGGGAACGCCAGUCAUGGGUCAGCACCCUAGAAUGGUUUCCCAAGGUGGAAUGCCUGUCAGGAUGCCCCAAGGUCAGCCUUUCAUUGCAAGAGCCCAACACCAACUUCCAAGGGCCCAAUGUCCCCCUGGUACACCAGCAGGAUUCUUCCCACAAGGACCACCUGGAAUACAGGGUGCUGACCCCAGGCUUCUCCAAGAAAGACAGCUCCAGCAUAGGAUGCAGAUGGCAAAGCUCCAGCAGCAGCAACAACAGCAAGCAAUGAUGGGCCAGCAACAGCUGCCAAUUCAAAAUCAACAGUCUGCCUUAAUAACUCAGCCACAGUCUGGUGUGAUGGGCAACCCACUGAUGUCCCAGCAGCAAGCAAAUAUUAAACAGGGGAUGUUGGCUAAUCAGAUUAAUCAGCAGAGCAUAGCUCAAGGCGUGCAGGUAAUGGGUUCAGGUCAGUCUGUAGGUCCACCAUCACAGAACUUUAUUGCAGGUCAGACCAAUAACCAAGCUCAAGUCAUAAUGGCAGCUCAACCAGUGUUAAGCGGUAAUCCGCCUGUUGCACAACAACAACAACACAGGCCUCAGAUAAUGCAGCAGGGAAUGGUUGGCUCUCCAGCUCAUUCUGUCAGGGGUCCCCAGGCCCCGCUGACUCAACAACAACAACAGAACCUUCUUGCCCAACACAUUCUUGCUUCUCAGCAGCAGCAGCAGCAGCAGCAUAAUGUUGCAAAUAAUUUUCCUCAACUUCAGCAGCCAAUUGCACAGCAAAGGCAAACAACUCAAGUAAUGCUUAAAUCCAACCAAGAGCAAGAAAGGCUUUCCCAAUCUUCUACCCCACAGAUGAGUUCAUCCCCUUCCACUGGCAGCACCACACCUCAGCCACUGGGAGCUACUGAUAGUCAAACUGCAAUGACAAAAGAGGGUGACAUUCUCAACCCUGAUACCAGAACUACACCGCAACACAGUGGGCCCACAACCCCUAAUCAUAUGCAGCAGGUCACAUCUGCAAAUGAUCAGCAGAAUGAUAUGGUGCGACAGCCACUUCAGAAGCAGCAUCAAGACCAGGGUUAUAUGCUGCAGCAACAACCACCGCUUCCUGAACAACAAACUGGUUUGGUUGGAAACCAACAAAGUGGUGUCAUUCAGCAACAACUACCAACUGCUGUACAGAGGCAAGAUUCAGGUAUUACGGUUAAAGAAGAAGGUACGUCUGUGGAUUUCUUGGCACAGCAACAACAGCACCAAUCUGUUCCGCAUGUCAUGCAGCAACCCCAAGACCCCAGCAUGCAGCAACAGAUGAUCGUCCAGAACCAUUCUGGUCAGCUACAGUCUGUAAUUAAUCAUCCUCAGCAGCAAGCUUUAAUUGCGCAGCAGCAAAAACAGCAGGCCAUGAUGGGAAUGAUUAGAGCUCAGCAGCAAGGCAUGAUUGCACAAAGGCCUGGGGUUCCAAAUGCACCUAUCCGCACCCCUAUCAACAUCCAGGCUAUCAUUGCUCAAAAUCCACAACUACGCAAUCUUCCACCAAAUCAGCAGAUACAACACAUCCAAGCCAUGAUUGCCCAGAGGCAGCUCCACCAGGGACAAAUGCUGCGAAUGUCAAUGGGUCAGAGUCAGUUAAGGCCUCACAUGCUACCAGGACAGGUGCCACAAGCUGGAAAACAAAUGCUGAGGAUGGAAGUGCAACAGAUGCCAUAUGGACCCAUGGUAAAGCCUGGAACUUUGUGCACUCCUCAACAGAGUGUUGCUCCUCAGUUUCAGCAAGGGAUGAUGGUCACAGGGCAGCAACAGCCACAAACAGGAGAGACGAUGCAAGUUAUGAGAGGUCAAUUACCAGUGCCACGAUCUACCAUGGACCAGAGCCGUUCAAUAAGGCCUACAUCUCCACGCCAGUCACUAUCCUCACACCCUGGUGAUCUGAGACACCCACUGAACCAAGCAGUAGGAAUGCGUCCACCCACUCCUAACCAGCACCAACAACAGGCACUAAUGGCUGCUGCAACGGGCCGCAUACAGGGAUCCCCUUCCAUUGCAUAUUCUCCGAGAGGACCUUUUGGCAUCAGCCCCGUCCACCCUGCAUCUCCACUCUCAUCCCAUGUCUCUACGCCUUCUGUAGUUGACAACAGAGCUGGAAGAGGAAGUCCAUACAGUCAAAUCAAGGCAUCUCCUCUCAGGUCACCAGUCACCAAGACUCCACUUGAAUGUCCAGGAUUGAAAAUAGAAUCGCAGACAUCGGCUAGUGAAACAUCUACUACGACUCUUACUCCAAAUGGUCCAAAGACAGGAUUGGAUAUCCGGCAGCAGUUACAAGUUGCAGACAGCCGUAUUCCUUACACACAGCAUGGUUCUACAGGCGCGGGUCUAUGCAAGCUGACACUACAUAACAUUAAACAGGAGCCAAGAGAAGUUCAGUGUGAUGAUGGAGGAGAAGCACAUUCUGGUAGUAUAAAGCGAGAAGCAACAGGUGACAUGGUUACUUCAGGGAGCAACGCUGCAUUUAAUAAUGAUGACAUUGCCGCAGAACCUGAAGUACAAGGCACUAGAUCUGAAACUGGACAGCAAUUACUACAGAAACUCUUGAGAACCAAGAACCUUCAGCUUGCAGCCCAAAGGCCAUCUGAAGGCAUCCACAAUGAGAUCAAUGGCCACAUUAACAGCAAACUGGCAAUGCUGGAGCAAAAACUUCAAGGGACUCCACGAAAUAUGGAGGAUUUACAAUCUAUAAGUAAAAGGGCUCCUGCACAAAAGCCAAAGCGUCCAAUUAAAGCACCUGGAGACCGCGGGUUGAAUGCCCGGAAGAAGAAUAAGAAGGAAGAAGUUGGAAAAAGUGCUGAAGCCUUGAUAAAGCAACUUAAACAGGGUCUGUCUCUGCUGCCCCUCAUGGAACCUUCUAUCACAGCUAGUCUGGAUCUGUUUGCUCCUUUUGGGAGCAGCCCAGCCAAUGGAAAAGCUGAGCUCAAAGGAUCCUUUGGGAACGCAAUUUUGGACAAUAUUCCAGACUACUAUUCUCAGUUGCUCACCAAGAGCAACCUCAGCAACCCACCAACACCACCAUCUUCCCUGCCGCCAACACCUCCGCCUUCUGUACAGCACAAGCUACUUAACGGAGUGACUUCUGGGGAGGAACUCUCUCAGCGUCAGAAAAAUGCAGUGUCGACAAACGAGCCAAUGGAAGCGGUUACAGAACAGACAAAAAGUGUAGACAUUCUUGCAGCGCUUCCCACUCCGCCACAUAACCAGAAUGAGGACAUCAGGAUGGAGAGCGAUGAUGAGGAUGCUUCAGAAAGCAUUAUACCGGCAUCAUCCCCUGAGAGCAAUGUUGGAGAGGAAACACCACGUUUCCCUCAACUGCGAGAGCCAAAAGAAGAAGAGACAGAGAGAGCAAUUUCCCCCAUCAUCCCCCUCAUCCCUCGCACUGCUAUUCCGGCUUUCUCUGAGAACAAACCAUUCGAAGCAACUGAUAGUAGAGUGGUGUCCAUAUCCAAUCACUGGGAUAAGGCGAAGAAUAAUGAGGUGGCUGUCACCUUCACAUUGUCUUCCAUGGCAGCAAAGAAACUUAACCAUGUGAUGAUGGCAAUGGCACAGCUGCUCAAGAUAAGGAUGCCAGGUUCAUACGACGUGACCUUCCCCUCCCAAAACCCUGACAUGCCUGGAGUGGAUCCUGGGAAAGAGCCUAUACAGCCUGGUGCACUUUGUCUAAAGGACAAUUCGUCAUCUACUGAGGACGAGUGGUUAAGGCAAUUUGAUGUGUCUCUGCCAGGCUGUACAUUAAAGAAACAAGUGGACAUUCUGGCCCUAAUCAAACAGGAAUUUGCGGAUAAUGAAGACAAACCAGCCCAGCACUGUUACACAACUAAUGUGAAUGACUUGGAUGUGCGCCACCUUCCUGUUGUAGCAGUGGAGGAAUCACCACCUCAUUCUCCAUCCCCUCCACUUCCUUGCUUUCCAGCUCCAGUUCCAACUAAUGAAGCCAAAGCUCCCAAAAAGUCUGUUCCACCAUCCUACUCACCUGUCACUCUUGCCACUGUCCAGAUUAAAAUGGAGCCUGAGCCGAAGGAUGGUCCUCCUGAAGAAGGGGCUCAAUCAACUGAGUCAGCAGUUGCUGCUCCGGAGAUGACCUCUGACCCAUUGUUUGAUCAAGUAGGUUCUGAUCCCACUGUUCGGUCAGAAGAUGGCCUAAAUCCAGCUUCCAAGAAGGAAGAAUCAGUCAGUGAUCCUGUCAUCAAAGAUUCUCCUAGCCCACUGGAAUCCUCCCCUAAGGCCAUGAAGCAGCGCAGGCCUCUCACGCCUGAUGAGGAGAUCCUACUGCCCAAAGUGAAAAAAUGGAAGGGGAUUCGCUGGAAGCGUCUGCAGAUUGUCAUCUCGAUACGUAAAGGUGGCUCUAAAAAGGAGAGCAGCCGUGAGGUGUCUGAGCUGAUGGAGCGCCUUCGCAUUACACUGCGUCCAGACAAGUUGCCACGUGAUAAACGUAAAUGCUGCUUCUGCCAUGAGGAGGGCGAUGGCGCCACAGACGGGCCUGGACGCUUGCUUAACAUAGACGUUGACCUGUGGGUGCACCUCAACUGUGCCUUGUGGUCCACAGAGGUGUAUGAGACACAAGGAGGCGCGCUUAUGAACGUAGAGGUGGCCCUGCGGCGCGGAUUGCGGACUCUGUGUGCAUUUUGCCAAAAAACGGGUGCCACCAGCAGCUGCAACAGACUGCGCUGCCCAAAUGUCUACCACUUUGCCUGUGCAAUCCGCGCCCGCUGCAUGUUUUUCAAGGACAAAACCAUGUUGUGCACCCAGCACAAGCUAAAGGGCCCCAGUGAAGAUGAACUCAUCUCUUUUGCCGUUCUGAGGCGUGUCUACAUUGAGCGCGAUGAAGUCAAGCAAAUAGCAAGCAUCUUGCAGCGAGGUGACCGAAUCCACCUUUUCCGCGUUGGUGGUCUCAUCUUUCACGCAGUCGGGCAAUUGUUACCUUCUCAAAUGACCAACUUCCACUCACCUACGGCCAUCUUCCCUGUUGGCUACGAGGCCACACGCAUCUACUGGAGCACACGUGUUCCCAACAAGCGCUGUCGCUACCGUUGCCGCAUCAGCGAGAAUGACUGUCAUCCCUUAUUUGAGGUGCGUGUUCUUGAACAUGGCAUGGAGGAUUUGCACUUUAAUGACACGACUCCUCAAGGAAUCUGGGAGCAGGUGGUUCAAAGUGUGGCCAAACUCCGGGAUGAUUCGUCCAUGUUAAAACUGUUUACUGAACAUGUCAGAGGAGAGGAGAUGUAUGGUCUCACAGUUCAUGCUGUCAUGCGCAUCACUGAAUCCCUACCAGGAGUGGAAAACUGCCAACACUACCAAUUCCGGUAUGGCCGUCACCCACUGAUGGAGCUUCCUCUCAUGAUCAAUCCCACUGGCAGUGCUCGCUCAGAGCCCAAAGUCCCAACACAAUGCAAGAGGCCUCACACCUUGAACAGUACCAGCGUGUCCAAGGCGUACCAGAGCACCUUCACAGGCGAGAUGAACACACCGUACAGCAAGCAGUUCGUCCACUCUAAGUCGUCUCAAUAUCGGCGCCUGAAGACCGAGUGGAAGAACAACGUGUACUUGGCUCGUUCUCGCAUUCAGGGCUUAGGUCUGUACGCCGCUAAAGAUCUGGAGAAGCACACCAUGGUCAUUGAGUACAUCGGCACUGUCAUUCGCAAUGAGGUGGCAAACCGGCGUGAAAAGAUCUAUGAAUUGCAGAACCGUGGCAUCUACAUGUUCCGCAUCAACAAUGAGCAGGUGAUUGACGCCACUCUGACUGGUGGUCCAGCUCGCUAUGUGAACCACUCCUGUGCCCCCAACUGUGUUGCGGAGGUUGUCACGUUUGACAAAGAGGACAAGAUCAUUAUCAUCUCCAGUCGCAGAAUACCCAAAGGAGAGGAGCUGACGUACGACUACCAGUUUGACUUUGAGGACGACCAACACAAGAUCCCCUGCCACUGCGGAGCGUGGAAUUGCCGAAAGUGGAUGAACUAGCAAGACUGAGGAAGGAAAAAGCGUUUUUUGUUUUUUCUUGUCUUCUUUGCCAGUGAAUAAGCUGCUCUCACACACGCGGAGGAAGGCUGGCUCCAUAGUUUGAUGACUCCAAGUGACAGUCCACACGUGUAGCCAAAGUUUGACAGGCGCCACCUCCAGCUGUGGAACACCUCCUUUUAAUUAAUCUCCUCCACAAUGACUCUGAGCUGCAAAAAGAAGCCAUUUUUUCAAUCCUAACAAGUCGGACCUACUUUCUUCUUCCUGUCUCACCUCUGGCCACACCCCCCUGACAAAAGGCACUUUCCCCCCAUAAAUCAUCAAUGAAGACGAGAGACUUGGCUGGCUAGACAAUCUGAACAUGAGGAAGAACUACAUGCCAUCAGUGUGGAGACAAGAAGAAGACUUGACAGUCGUAAGGUUGGUUGGACCCGGUCUACCUCAUUGAUUUAGUGGGAAGUGACUGCUUUGUAUAAAAAAAACAAAAACGAAAAAAUGCUACUGUGGAAUUUUAGGGGCGGGGUCGGGCCUUCUCGGACAAGCAGGGAAUCUUUAAGCAGCAGGUUUGCUCUAAUCUACUCUAUGCUGAUGAUCAUUUACAAUAAGGAGCCAAGCUGAUUAUUAUUAUUAUUAUCAUCAAUUAUGUCUUAUUUAUACAGAGCAAAUAUAUGAUGAGCGUUUGAUAAGAUGUUGCAUUAACUUAAAAAAACACAAAAAAACGGCAAUCAGAAGCUCAGCAUCUCAUCCUGUGAUCCAUCAAAUCAUCCUGGAGCUUUUUUUUUAGUCUUUGUCCUGCUCCUCCUCCCUCCUGAUUUAGUUGUCCAAUCAAACGCAUGACUACUAAAAUGUCCUUUUAUGUUUUUAUUAACAGCCUCUUCCUCUGCCUCAUUUUGUGGGCUUUUGUAAAAAAACAACAACUAUUUACUGUAGUAAGUCUUCCUUUUGCUUGAGUACAGCCUGCAGCCUUUCUACUCCUCUUGUAGUUUGUGCGUGCGUGCGUGUGUGUGUGUGUUUGUGUAAGAGGGUGUGUGUGUGUUUUUCUAGUGCUGGUACUGUCCUCCAGGCUGAACUGAUGGCAGGGAAUGACUUAUUGGAUAAAAGGGCAUUUGUUUUCACUUCUACCUGAGAGUUUAAAAAAGUCUUUAAAGGGAGCUUUAUUAAAAAAUAACAAAAAAAAUUACAAAAAAAUCCCUCCAACUUCCUAUAUGACUUUAUCCCCCCCCCCC